Molecule: messenger RNA, 1904 nt
Organism: Drosophila melanogaster (fruit fly)
Lineage: Eukaryota; Metazoa; Arthropoda; Insecta; Diptera; Drosophilidae
Exons: 2
Coding region: 118-1878 (586 amino acids)
Biological process (GO): nuclear export; protein import into nucleus
Source: RefSeq, marked reviewed
CAACAAUAAAAUACGAUUUCUCACAUCUACCUCAUAGUUCACAGACUAAUUUAUUCACAGAAAUUUUGUUGGCUCUUAUUUGGUUUCUCUCUUAAAUUAAUUAGGUUUCGUUUAAAAAUGAAUGCAGAAUUUACAAAAGAACUUGUCAUAGAUGCGGUUAAUAUGUUGAGCUCGGGCAACAUUUCAUUGGCCAACGAAUACUUGGCCGCCUUUCAGAAAUCGAAUGACACCUGGAUUAUAGCUGAGGAAAUAUUAUCCUACAGGCCACCGCACGAUAUGCACAUCCUGACCUUUGCGGCAAUGAGCUUGGCUAAGAAAAUAAAGACAUCAUUUUAUUCGCUACAAAAGUUCCAGCUUAUGUCUCUAAAGAAUUCCUUGAUCGAUCACCUUAAAUAUGCGGCUAUGAUGAGGGAUUCCAACUCAUUGAUUGUGCAGUUGGCAGUUGGCAUAUCAGCUCUAGGGCUAAUGUUUUCACAGUGGGACUACGAGCUACAAGACUUUGUGAGAAAGCUAUCUGAAAACCCCCAAUACGUGAUGGCACUUUUGGAGGUCCUAAAGGUUAUUCCUGAGGAGACUCGUCCAUCGAAUCUUCCGGUAGAAGCGAAGAAAUUGAAUUCUGUGAUCGACACACUUGAACAGCAAUCUCCGUAUAUCUUAGAUGUGCUGGAAGGACUUCUACAGCGACCGGAUUUACCAGACGAUGCCUUGCCGAAAUGUCUGGCUGUUUGCGCGUCAUGGACCAAAUUUAGUAUGCUUUCACCCGACCAAGUUCUGCAACGCAAACUGUUCAUAAUGGCUGAAUUUAUUCUGGCUACCCCGUUGGUUAACGGUCAUUUAGAGGCGGCGGAACUUUUUGUAGCUUUGCUUGAACAAUCCCUGAUCAGAAAAGAACUGAAUAGCUGUUUGGCCAAUUCGGUCAUCUGUUUGAAACCGGCAUUCAAACGAUCUAUGGGCGAACGCUCACUGCUGCAAAACUACUGCAACAUAUUUGUAAAUCUUUUUCAAACACACUUCCGGCUAACUCAAACGAAUCCUGAACGACUCAACGAACGACUAGUAACCAUCGAGCUAUUGUUACUUGUAGCCGAGGAGUCCCCAUUAGAGGUAAUAGAAGCCUCUUUGGGUAUGUGGUCGUCGAUUUCAGAAGAAGUGUAUCUCCACGACGAUCCGGAAAUGUAUUCUGUGUAUCAACCGUACUUCGUGCGGCUCCUAGAUCUACUGUUGCCACGUGCUGCCUUGCCAGCCAAUUAUGAAUUUAUGAUGCCACCAGGGUCGGCAGACAUGCAGCGUUUUCGAGAACUCAUAGGCGAGGUCCUGUUGGAUAUGGCCCAUAUGAUAGAUGAUGAUACCGUUGAGAAAUUGUGCAGUAUCGUGGUAGAUGAGCAGAGCCCUUGGAUGGAAGUGGAAGCUAGCGUUUUCUUUCUGCGACACCUGAUAGGAAACUUUAAGGAGCAUCAGACCGAUAUAAUCUCAUGCAUUUUAAAGACAUUUUUCCAAAAGGAUUGCCAGCAGCCUUUUAUACGCCUGCAGGUCCUUGAGCUAAUCUCAAUCCCGGAAAUCGUGAGUGUCGAAACCAUCUGGGAUUGUCUGGUCAACGAACUGCGCCGCGCGGACCCAAUGCUGUCGGCUAUCGACUGUCGCCUGAAUCUUCUAAUGCCCCACUGGAAUUACCUAGUUACGCUGGCCAUCAUGGUGGACGAGUUCUGUUUAAAGGAGAGCGAGCGCUGUGAGCUUUUGUGCAGCAUCUGUACUUUGAUCAGGGAACUACCUGCGGCGUGUGUCCAAGAAGCAAAGACGUCAAUACUCAAUAUAAGGUGGAUCAAGUGUCCUGCCCAUAUUGAGGAAAAUCGUCACAGGGUGCUAAUGAAUAGUUUUUAAUGUUAAUAAAUUAAUUAUAUUUUGUU